UGUCAUUGUUUGACAACAUUCAAUUUUUUGUCUCAUUGUCUGUGAAAACACUCUCAACCCUAGUAGUGUGUCCCUCUCUUUCUACAACUCAGCCACCACACACCCACCGCUGUAUAUCUCCGCCGUAAUUUCCCCCAAAAAUCUCUUAAUUCAAAUACAUAAAUUAUAUAUAUAUAUACAGACUUGUGUGUGUAUAUAUAUAAAAGUGAAGUUUGUGACCAUUAUGGCGGAAAAUGAGACUAGUAUAGAUGAUCAGAAGGAGGUUACUGAACCUCUUAAGUCCCCCUGGAAAACUCCGGCGCCGGCGUCCGAUACGCCUUCUUCACCGGCGACGGUGAAUAAUGAUUCUGAUUCGUGGCCGGCAUUAUCUGAUGCUCAACAAAUGCUUAAAACUAAUGAUUCUACUUCCGCCGUUAAGUCGCCCUCAGACACUGAUAGCCGCAAUGCUGCAUCCGAUAAGGUCCGAGGUGAGCAGCUAAAGUUCCAUGGAUCUUCUAGUGCGAAAUCGUCAAAUAAGUCAUCAUCCGCAGUUCAACAAAGAGCAGGCCUCAGGCACAACCAAAAUGGUGUGCCAUCAUUUCCUGUACCCUUGGCUUACCACCAACCAGGAUUCCCUCCUUUUUAUCAAGGUAUGGUACCUAUGCCACAUAUUCCUCUUCCAGGGUAUGCAUAUCAGCCCCCUCGAGGGUCUUUCCCAGGAGCCGAAGGUCACGUUGCUAGGUCCGAUGGUGAUGCUGCAGCUCAAGCUUUUGUACCCCCUAUAAAUGGUGGGUUUCAUCCCCCGUCACGAGGGGAUCCAAAUAACCAUGAUGCCAAAUUCUACAGAGGAAGACCUAAUACACAAGAACGUGGUAGCCAGUUCAGUUCAGCCUUGCCUAAUCAGCGGCCUGUAGGUUCUAAAGAUGACAUUCAGUUACAACAAAGUAUGGGGCUAAGGCCUUUCCCGAGGCCUCCUUUUUUCGGUCCAGCUCCAGGUUACAUGGAUGGCACAAAUUUUCCCGGUCCUCCAGGAGCUAUAUAUUUUCUUCCUCCCCCUCCUGUCUCUGUAAGAGUGCCUUACCCACCUUUCCUUGUCCCACAUCCUGUCAGUUCUGGGGCCUCUACGCCACCAUCACCUGCAUUACCUUUGAGAGAGAGCAUAAUGAAGCAAAUUGAGUACUAUUUCAGUGAUCAGAAUUUGCAGAAUGAUCAGUACUUGCUUUCCUUAAUGGAUGAUCAAGGUUGGGUUCCAGUCUCUAUUAUUGCCGACUUCAAAAGGGUUAAAAGAAUGAGUACAGAUACAUCAUUUAUCAUUGAUGCAUUGCAGGCUUCAAGCACUGUUGAAGUAAAGGGAGACAAGUUGAGAAGGCGUGAUGAAUGGUCAAAGUGGGUUUCAGGUUACGCUGAUCAGAAAUCAUCCCCUUUGACUCCAUCGGAACACCCAGUGGGGAAGGUUAUAAAGAAUGAUGAGGUCAAUGAAAAUAAAGAGGAUGGAAAUCAAAUCACAUUUUCCCAAGAAAAUGGUGUAGGUGAGCUGGCAUCAUCAGAGAAACAGGCUAAAAAAAUAUCAUUUUUUAGUAAAGCAGAAACCAGUAGGAAAAAAUCUGGGUUCCAUGGUUCAACUCACAGAGUUGACAAAGGAAGUGGUGAUGCAAGAAAGGUUAUGGCAUCAGAUGUUGUAGAACAGAAUGUAGACGACUUAUCUAAUGAUUUCUCGAGCACAUUCAUGCUUGAUGAAGAGAUGGAGCUUGAACAUAAAAAGGGCCAGCUCUCUUUGAGUGGAAGAGUUGAUGAGGAAGAUGAUGAGAUGGACGUUAAUGAUGAGGCUAUUGAGAAACUUGUCAUUGUAACUCGGAACACUCGGACAUCUCAGGUAUCUGGAACUGCUGGAAAAGAAUCAAAACCAAUAUCUACUGAGCUUGCUUCUGCAAUAAAUGAUGGCCUCUACUUCUACGAGCAGGAGCUUAAAGCUACGCGAUCCAGUCGUAGAACUAACAAUUCCAGUAAUGACUCUAGAGAUGAGAUUACCAGAUCUUCUGGUACUGUUGCUUCUUUAUCAAAAUCAAAGUAUGCUGAUCAUUCUUCUGGAGGAAAAAACACUGAAGGCCCUGGAAAUUCUAACUCUCGGAGAAAGCAAAACAAAGGAUUUUCUAAACCGCAUCCAAUACAUAAGCAGCGGCUGUUUUCUGUAAAUUACCGGAAUCAUGGGGUUUCACGGAAUACUGUAGGAACAGUAUCUGAAAGUCCACCUAGCGAUUCAGUUGGAUUUUUCUUUGGUUCUACACCUCCCGACAGUCAUGUGUCAAGGCCUUCAAAGUUGAGUGCCUCUCCGCAUAGCAAUCUUGCUAGUAGUAGUCCGCCUGUGGGUUCCAUGCCGAAACCGUUUCCACCCUUCCAGCAUCCAAGUCACAAGCUUCUACAAGAAAAUGGUUUUACACAACAGCUGUACAAGAAGUAUCAUAAGCGUUGUCUGAAUGAUCGCAAGAAACUUGGAAUUGGUUGCAGUGAGGAAAUGAAUACAUUGUACAGGUUUUGGUCGUAUUUUCUGCGGAACAUGUUUAUACGUUCUAUGUACAAUGAGUUCCAAAAGAUGGCUCAAGAAGAUGCAGCGGCUAAUUAUAACUAUGGGAUGGAGUGUCUGUUUAGAUUUUAUAGUUAUGGUUUGGAAAAGGAAUUUAGAGAGGACCUUUAUGACGACUUCGAGAGAUUGACGCUUGACACUUACAAUACGGGAAACCUUUAUGGCCUUGAGAAGUACUGGGCCUUUCACCAUUUUCGUCAGCAACGAGGUCAGAGGGCGCCUCUAAAGAAGCGUCCAGAACUAGAUAGAUUACUCAGAGAAGAGUUCCGAAGUUUGGAUGACUUCAAACAUGCUAGAGGCGGGGCCAGUGCAAGCACAAAGGAGGACGGUCACUAGCCAACGUGUGAUUCUCAGCUUAGUCUGCAGCAAAUUUUGAAGCCUUACGUGUGAUUUUCAGCUUAGUCUGCAGCAAAUUUUGAAGCCUUACAGUCCAUACAAUGAGCUCAAGUUGCUGAAUUACCUUUCUGGGUUGAUCAAGGCCAAAUUUUGUAUAUAGUGCUUCUGUGAGGUUAUUUUUACCUCCGAAGUUGAGCGAAAUUUUUUCCCAUGAGGGGUUACCUUAUGGCCUUUUCUUGUACUUCCAUCUUAGGAUUGUAAGGUGUACAUAUAGGAAGAAUCUGGAACCAAAAAAUAAAAAAAAAAAACAAAAAAUCAGAAAUCAAAAAAAUAAAAAGACGAGAGUUUUAACUUGGA
Molecule: messenger RNA, 3253 nt
Organism: Lycium ferocissimum
Lineage: Eukaryota; Viridiplantae; Streptophyta; Magnoliopsida; Solanales; Solanaceae
Product: la-related protein 1A
Exons: 14
Coding region: 224-2896 (890 amino acids)
Biological process (GO): mRNA stabilization
Molecular function (GO): RNA cap binding
Source: RefSeq, a predicted model, not a curated record